AUGAAAUGCUUUUUAAUAUGUCUCUGUCUCAUUGUCUUAACUAGCGCGAGCAACAAAUACGCACCCAAAUGCACCACUGAUAGUGAUUGCAAAACAUACACAAGCUGCGAGGACAAGCAUUGCAUACAUAAAAGUCUUAUUCCUCUAGAUGGUCAAGAAGUGGGUGGAACUCUCUGCAUCUUUGUCUUAGCUCUGCUAUCUAACGCUGCAGGGAUUGGAGGCAGCACAAUUAUGAUUGCCCUCCUCCUGCUUGUCUACCAUUUUGAGACCCACUCAGCGAUUCCAUUAGCACAAGCGAUAAUUUGGGCAGGUGCAUUAAUUUCAGUUGCUUUAAGGAUUCCAAAUCGGCAUCCUACAAGAGAUCGACCACUGAUUUCUUGGGAUCUCGUCAUGCACCUUUCAAGUCUGCUCUUAUUAGGAACGUCUAUCGGGGUAAUGCUGAACGUCAUGUUUCCUGAAUGGCUAAUUUUGGCUUUACUGACUUUGCUAGUAAUCUAUCUGUCUUAUAAAAUAUUGAAGCGAGGUGUUGCUGCCUACAAGCGGGAAACAUUGAUGAAGAAAAUUUCUGUACACCCUGCGCCAGCCGAUACUGAUACUGUGGAAAUCGAAACAAUUGAGAUGUAUGUGAAUGAUAGCAAAGAUCUCAUAGAAGAGAACACAAAUGAGAAUAAAGCUCAUGAGUCCCAUAACGACUCCAAAUAUGUAAUCUGCGAGCUUACUGAGGAGUCGACUGAUCGGGAGAUAAGUGGGGAGCUCAAAGCGAUAAUCCGAAGCGAGAAAAAUAUUGUCUUGUGGGGUCCAGUGACCAUAACGAUCCUCAUAUUUUGUUGGGUUGUGCUUGCUUCAUUUAUAAAAGGUGAUAAAAAUGUUAAUUCCUUAGUUGGCUUGAGCUAUUGCUCUGACGGGUAUUGGGGAUUUCUGGUUGUCUUUUAUCUUUCACUGCUCGGAAUUAAUAUAUGAACAGGAAUAUACCUAUUAAAGAGGAAUAAAAAACUUGAAGAGCUGAAAUAUAACUUUGAUGAAAAUGAUCUACGAUGGGAUCUCCACAAAAUAGUCAAAUUUUCAUUGAUAUCUUUAUGUUCAGGCUUUCUUGCGGGUUUGCUGGGAGUUGGAUCUGGAUUAAUUGUAGGGCCUGUAAUGCUUUCAUUUGGAGUCAGACCUGAAGUAUCAGCGGCAAACUCCUCUACAGUAAUUGUAGUGUCUUCAAGUAUUUCAAUGAUUCUUUAUCUUAUGGCAGAUAUGGUUGAGCUUUCAUACGCAGGCUGGUUUUUAGCAUUUGUCUUUGUAGGAGCAGCGAUAGGUUUACUUGUGAUAAGGAAAAUCGUCGUUAAAAAGAAACGAGCUUCAAUUCUCAUUAUAAUCCUCGGUUUAAUUCUUUUGAUUUCAUGCAUUAUGAUACCGAUUUAUGGUGCGCUUAAUAUUGUAGACCAAAAUGAUAAAGGAGAUUUCCAAUUAGGAUUCAAGGAUUAUUGCAGUUAA
Blepharisma stoltei is the source of this 1479-nucleotide messenger RNA. Lineage: Eukaryota; Ciliophora; Heterotrichea; Heterotrichida; Blepharismidae. The record is from the annotation of a GenBank genome assembly.